AUGAAUAUUAAAUUUUCAUGUCAAAAAAUUAAUACAGAUAAUUUAAAAUUUACAAUUAUUAAUAAUAGAUUCUAUAAAGGACCAUUAAUAGAUUUUUAUAAAUCCAACUUAAAUCUUUUGGGGUAUAUAAAAAUUGAUGGUUUAACAAAUAAACUUAAAUCGUUAUGUUCUUUAGAUUCAAGCUGCACUGACUCAGAUUUGUGCGAUAACUGUUUUUCCAUUAGAUUAACAGACACAGAGUUGGCGUUGUUAAUAAAUUCUAAUCCAAAACAAUUGGUUGGAACUUAUAAAAGGACUUUUAUUAUAAAUGAUAAAGAAUUUAGCUUUGAUAUAAGCUCAAUUUUCCAAAGUAAAAAAGGUAUCGAUUUCAAAGGGUUUAAUUUUAUACCAGACCUCUUAACAUUUAAUAUAAAUGGUGGUGCUUUACCACUGUAUACUUUUACAUUAGAUAGUAACCCUUCCGAAAACUUAUACAUAAGCCAUACCAACGAUUACAAUUUUGAAACUCCAAAUGCAGCUUAUUAUACUUCCACCGGCAAAACAAUAUAUGUUGGUAAAAUCAAACCAACUUCCAUAGUCCCAAAUACUAUGACAUUCAAUUUUUAUUCUCAAAACAAUACUUUUUUAGAUAACCUAAAUUCAAGAACACUUACUUUUAAUGCAUAUGGAAUCACUCAUUUAUCAAAUUGUAUGCUUGAUUUGAUGAUUAGUUCUUAUCCUAUUCCAUAUCAAUAUGUUCCAAUUAAAGUCAAAAAUGAAAUUCAAAGUGGAUAUGAAUUUUAUGAUCUAUUUACAAAAUUCAAGGAUUAUUCAAUUGCAACCCAGUUCCCAUAUGGUAUGGAGUCAUGCAUAAAGUCUGUAUGCACAUAUGCUUCGACCCACUUGGUAUGGGGAUCAUCUAGAAUAGGAAAAAUUUUAGUCCAAAUUGUAGUCGGAAUAUUUGCACCCCAAAUUAAUAUUUUGGAAAGUACACAUCUUUAUGAUUCAACUUUUCUUUAUAAAACAACAUUGACCAACUCAUCUGUAUCGAUCAAUCUAUUUGGUGAAAUUUUUAGAUCAGAUAAACUUGUUUCAGUAGAGUCAGGAGUUUUUGAAUUUGUUAAAGAUUUAUCCAAGUCAACAACAAACAAAUUAAUUAUUUCUUCCAACUUUGAUUUCGAUAAUAUUGCAGAAUAUAAUACAUUUUUUUCGGUCUACUCUCCCACAUUAUUGACAUCGCCUAUGAAAACAAUUAAAAAUAUCUUUUCGAUCAAUUUAAUAACAUUUUCAGAUAAAACAGUAAAUAUAACAAACAAAUCUGUUUCAAAUAAAAUGUUUAUAGGUUUUUCAGAAACAGUUGACAAAGAUACAGUAUUCUCAUUGAUAAUCAAUGACGAUCCAAAAAAAGAUUAUAAAAACCCAAAGAACCAUUUCUUUGCAAGAUGGAAUAACGAUUUAGGUCUGUUUGAAAUUAAUUUUAUAAUUAAAGCCAAUAGUAUUCAAACUGGGUAUUUACCAUAUAUAAUUUACUAUGACUAUUUAAACUCUUACUCUGUUUCAAACUCGCUGUUCCAAAGCGACUUCCAACUUAAUGUUACCUCAAAAUUAUUUGAUAACAGAGGCCCUAUUUUUUCAAGUGUUUCAAAUGAAACUGGUUCAUGGACUUUAGAAAUCGAAGAUUUGGUUAAUGGCUUUGAUGAAGGUUAUGUUUUAAUAGUAGGUGAAGUGGACUAUUCAGUAUAUAACUAUACAUUAAACUCUUCAAAUCGAAAGAAAGGAGACCAAUUCAUUGGAACAUAUUUAAUAAAAAUACCAUCAUUCAUCAAUUGCUCAACCCAAAAAUUUUAUAUUAAAAAAGUAUUUUUAAAAGAUAAUCAAGGCUAUACAUCAUACUAUAAUAAGAAUGGAGAUAUAGACCCACUAAGCAAUCCUUUAGCGAAAUAUAUGGCUCAAGAAGUAGUAGCAACUAGUAUUUGUUCUAAAAACUUUGACACAGAUGAUACAACGCCACCUUUACUGGGAUAUUUCGAUGCUAGACUGAAAGAAAAUACCAUUACAUUUCAAUUUCAAUAUACAGAUGGAGAAAGCGGAAUUAAUCAAUACCAACUCCCAGUGGUUUAUUUAAAAAAUCUAAACCAAAGGAUAGAAUCAUGCAUUUCCCGUAACCUUACCUCUAAUUUUGGUGUAGUUCCUUAUUCAUGCACAUUGGAAAUUCCAAGAGACUUUGGCCCAUUUACAGUAAGUGUUUAUGGUGCACUAAAUAACGCAGGUUUAAGCGUUGGUUGCUCUGAAGAUUGUUUAGAAAAACUCACAGGCGCUUUCCCAUACUAUGAACCCGGUAUUUCUUUAUUACCAGCAAUAACAUCAACAAAUUUAUUCUCCAAUAUGGACACCACCUUAUGGAUCAAUGGAUUCCAAUUGACAAACAUCAUCUCUGCCUCAGUAAAAUAUGAAAGCCAAGACAAUAAAACAUAUACAGCAGAUAUACUAUCAAGUUAUAACUGCACUGCCUCUAUUGGAAUUAAGAGCACAGAUAAGCCAAUCUAUAUUACAAUAAUAAAUAGCUACGGUGUAUCAAAUGAAUACAAAGCAGUUCCAACACAUUUAUUUAAUUUUGGUGAGCCUUUACCAACCAAUGCACCUCAAAAAUGUACAAACGAUUGCAGUGGUAGUACCAAGGGCUAUUGUAGCGACAAAGGAUGUGUAUGCUACUCGCCAUGGAUUGGUGAAGAUUGUUCAAGUCAAAUUAUAGUGGUUCCACCCCCAAAAGUUAAUACCACAAACCCAUCAACUGAAAUCAUUGUUAACAAUAACCAAUUCUUUAAAUCACUCGUAUCAAUAGUAUCAAUAAGAGAAUUAAAUGUUAGUAACAGCAUAGUGGAGCAGUACUAUUUCGAAAAAUGGACCCAUACCAAUGUAAGCGAAAGUGUUAAUAAAUAUACAAAUAAUAUUACAACAUCAUCAAAUGUAACCUUUUCUGUCACUAUCACACUUGAAUGGUUCACCAACAAGACCAAUGUUACCUUUGCAAACCAAGAAAUAUUUAUGAAUCCAUCCACUAUGAAGUAUACAAUUCACAUUGGUCAAUACCCAUUCAAGAGCCAACUAAACAGUUUACAAAUAGUGAUGUCAGCAUCCAUAGAAACCGACUCCCAAAGCAAUAUGUGCUCCUCACAACAGUUUGGUGAAACAUCAUCAGGCGAUAAUUCGGACUAUAUCAAAAUUCAGAUCGAUAAUCAUUCAUUAUAUGGUCGUCUUAUUAAAAGAGGUAUAUUAGAUUACAAAAUAAGAUCACUAUCUAAUGAAUUCCAACUUCACGAUGAUAGAUAUAAUGGUCUACCCACAAGCAACACACAGUAUCAAUCCCAAUCAUUAAUAGGUAUUAAUUUAGCUUAUUUUACAGAAUUUGCAUUAAUAGAUCCUGAUUUUUCAGUUAUCAUCGAUCAUUCAUCUGCAAAUUCCAACUCACCAAACUCAAUUUGUAAAAAGUCUGGUUUAACCAAAAGUCAAAUUGCCGGUAUUGCUGUAGGUGGUGCUGUUUUCUUGAUUGUAGUAUUAAUUAUAGUUGGAAGUAUAAUUUACCGUUCACAAUAUUGCUUACCUGUAAAAAUUAUUAUAUAUAAGAUAUUUAAAAAAUCUAAAGUUUAA
Molecule: messenger RNA, 3627 nt
Organism: Dictyostelium purpureum
Lineage: Eukaryota; Evosea; Eumycetozoa; Dictyosteliales; Dictyosteliaceae
Exons: 6
Coding region: 1-3627 (1208 amino acids)
Biological process (GO): sexual reproduction
Source: RefSeq, a predicted model, not a curated record